Molecule: messenger RNA, 1008 nt
Organism: Spodoptera littoralis (African cotton leafworm)
Lineage: Eukaryota; Metazoa; Arthropoda; Insecta; Lepidoptera; Noctuidae
Source: the annotation of a GenBank genome assembly
AUGCCCAAUUUGGAAUUACUGCAAACAUUAUCUGGCCACAAAGGCAUUGUCUGGAAUGUGUCUUGGCAUCCCCAAGGAAAAAUAUUUGCAUCUUGUGGAGAAGAUAAAACGAUCAAAUUAUGGAGCAAAGAAGGUCAAGACUGGACAAUAAAAACUGUUCUAGUGGAUGGUCAUCAGCGUACCAUUAGAGAAGUGGCAUGGUCACCAUGUGGCAACUACUUGGCUUCAGCUAGCUUUGAUGCAACAACAGCCAUUUGGGACAAGAAAAGUGGUCAGUUUGAAUGCAAUGCUACACUGGAGGGACAUGAGAAUGAAGUAAAGAGUGUAGCAUGGUCUCCCUCCGGCCAACUGUUAGCAACAUGUGGCAGAGACAAAUCAGUCUGGGUGUGGGAAGUGGCUGGAGAUGACGAAUAUGAAUGUGAAUCUGUACUCAAUGUCCACAACCAAGAUGUCAAGAAAGUAGCUUGGCAUCCUUCACUAGACAUCUUGGCCUCAGCAUCAUAUGAUAACACAGUUAAGUUGUACAAAGAGGACACAGCUGACAAUGACUGGAGCUGUAUAGCCACAUUGCAGUCACAUGAGUCUACAGUAUGGAGCUUAACCUUUGACAAGACUGGAGAAAGACUUGCCACUUGCAGUGAUGACAGAACAGUGAAAAUUUGGAAGGAAUAUAAACCUAACAACCAAGAAGGAGUUAUAGUAACAGACAGAGAGUCUGUAUGGAAAUGUGUCUGCACAUUAUCUGGAUACCAUACCAGAUGUAUUUAUGAUGUAGCUUGGUGCCACCACACUGGACUUCUAGCAACAGCAUCUGGUGAUGACAUCAUUAGAAUAUUCAAAGAAUCUGAAGACUCUGAUCCUAAUGCACCAACAUUUGAACUUAUUUGCACUAAACUGAAUGCACACUCCCAAGAUGUGAACUGUGUGAAAUGGAAUCCAACGGGCAACAAAGAAUUACUCUCUUGUAGUGAUGAUGGAGAAAUAAAAAUUUGGAAUUUCUCUGAAUAA